Alexandromys fortis (reed vole) is the source of this 2115-nucleotide messenger RNA. It is a transcript of the gene Smim10l1, whose product is annotated as small integral membrane protein 10 like 1. NCBI's taxonomy places the organism in Eukaryota, Metazoa, Chordata, Mammalia, Rodentia, Cricetidae. Bases 196 to 399 code for a protein of 67 amino acids. The transcript has a single exon. The record is from RefSeq and is a predicted model, not a curated record.
ACGGGAAGCUGACAGGAAGGGGCGGAGCCCACGCCGCCCCGCGCCACUAGGGAGGGAGCGGCCGGAGGGCGCGGAGGGCGCGGAAGCCGCUGCCAGGGUAGCGGGGAACGGGUGGCCACGUCGUCCGGGCCACGGCCCGACCCUGCUCGGGACCGCGCGGAGCUGCGGAGCCCCUCGGCCGAGUGGGACAGCACCAUGGCCCCCGCCGACGUCCCGUCCGCCCUGGCGCUCACGGCCCUGGGCCCCGCGGCCGCCACCCCGUACUGUGCCUUCUGCAAGGGGCUCUCCCGGACCCUGCUCGCCUUCUUCGAGCUGGCCUGGCAGCUGCGCACGAACUUCCCGUACUUCUACAUCGCCGGCUCGGUGAUCCUCAACAUCCGCCUGCAGGUACACAUUUAGAGCCGCGCCUGCCUGGCCGGCCUCCGGGGACCCGCAAGAUGGCCUCCGCCCAGGCCGCCCCGCCCGCCGCGCCGCCGGGGCGCGCGUGAAGAACGGGCAGACUCGCGAGAGCGCGCUCGCGCGCGACCUGCUCCCUGCCUCCCCUGCCUCCCCUGCCUGGGGUUUGGAGGUGCUUUUUGAAAGCUCGCCCGGUCUGUUAAGAGCAAAGACGUUCCAGAAGCAGAGAAACUAAGGCCCAAGGACGUACCUAAGGAAUACGCUUCAGUAAAUCCCUGGCGAAUAUUGGCAUUCACAGAUUGCAUUGUGAGAAAGGGGGGGACAAAAAGGUUUUCAAGAACACAGAUUUACAUCCAAUUUAUAUUCUGAGAAUAUUGGAUUGUCAUUGAAUCAGAGGCCUGAUAUACCAUGAAUGUGACCUGAAAAGUAUAUGUCGCUUCCUCACACAAGAGGAUACAUUGAAACUGGAUCAGAGCCAGACUACAGGAAAGCUUGUCCCCAUUGCCAAAUAUGACAGCGGGAUUUUGAACAAAUGGUGGGAGUGUGAGAAGAUGUCCCUGUCAAAGAGACAUUAGAGCCAAAAAAAAAGUCCAGUCGAAGCAAAAAGAAAGGACUAUUCUCUGCCAGUAAUGCAAACUGAUAGUAAUGCAAAUGGACCAAACAUGGCUUUCUUCUUUAAAGGGAAUUCUUAAUUUCGGUUACAGAGUAAAAUACAGAAGUUACAAACCUUGCGAAAAUACAGUUGACACGUGGAAGGACAAGAAUGUAAAUGAAAUGGUGCUGUCCUUGUGGAGUGGGAGGGUAAUAUAUAUGAUCUGUUGUGAAUGAUUAGGACGUCUUGUGCAUUGUGGACAGCCAGGAACUUUCUAACUGCUAAAAUGGAGGGGGUAACCAGAUGAAAUUAAACAGGAAAUGCCCAAGGAUGGAGUGUACUGAACGUCCAAAAAAGAGCAAAUGCCUGGUGUAUGUGUGAAUGUAUGCUAGAGAUUUUUUCCAAGUCUGGGGUGAGUUAGUACUUAUAUUUAUAAACCCCAUGAGAAAUAAAAUAGUCAAAAGUUAUACUGUCAUACCUCAUGUGACUAAUACUGUACCUGUAAUAUAAGUACUUGGUUCACAAGAAAUGAUAAUGUAACAUUGGGUAGCUUGAAGAGGGAAAGGCUGUGUGUUGAUGGGAAGUCCAUCAGGAGCUGUUACAGAGAGAGGACUAGAGAUUUGGUUCAGUUGUAGAGUGUUGCCUAGCAUGCCCAAAGCUCUAUGUUUGGUCCCCAACUCUACAAAAAAAGAUCAGAUAUAUAAAAGGAAGCAUAAACUAUGAUUAGAAAAAUCAAUGCAGAAACAUCUAAGAGUUAAAAUCGUUAUUUCUGAAGAAAAGAAAUUGAAAUAGAGGAAAAGCAACGGUUUGUUCAUUUUUGUUACUAAUCUAACACUGUUAUGUGAUUCAUAUUUAAUCAUGAAUAUGAUUUUCUUAAAGUCUAAUUUAAAAUAGUUCCCCAGGUAAUUAUGUCUGCUACAGUUUAAAUGAUGCACAAAGAUCAUGGGAUUGAAACUAAAUCAUACAGAACACUGUUCCUGCUUGAUAAUAUAUAUGAAUACAGAAACAUUCUACCUACUCUCGCUUGGAAAUCAUUUUCAUUUCUACUUGUGAUUUUCCUUACAUAUAAAUGUAAUUGUAUUUGUUCUAAACUCAUGUAAGAUGAAUAUAUGCUGCUACAGACUUGA